Molecule: messenger RNA, 302 nt
Organism: Heterotrigona itama
Lineage: Eukaryota; Metazoa; Arthropoda; Insecta; Hymenoptera; Apidae
Source: the annotation of a GenBank genome assembly
AUGUGUGGUUGUGUUCAAAUGUGGAUAAUUAAAGUACGUUUCGAUUAUUCUGUGGAAAUUAGAUUUUUAUAAAACAAAAAGAUGACUCUAAAUGGAAUAACUUGUGAAUUAGAGUAGAAUCUAAAGAAAUUACCAACUACGUUUUUGUUCGUAAUUCUAUCAUGGUAGAAAAGAUUUCUAACGCGCGAAACGUACAAUCGUAUACAAAGAAGAAGAAUUGUGUUCCAAAAUGUUCUAGCGAAUGUAAAGCAAAAAUAGUCAAAAAAGUCUCCACUGUGACUAUAUUUAUGAUGGUAGCAUAG